Alligator sinensis (Chinese alligator) is the source of this 3993-nucleotide messenger RNA. It is a transcript of the gene NMNAT1, whose product is annotated as nicotinamide nucleotide adenylyltransferase 1. Lineage: Eukaryota; Metazoa; Chordata; Crocodylia; Alligatoridae. The transcript has 7 exons. Bases 348 to 1271 code for a protein of 307 amino acids. Gene Ontology annotation, biological process: NAD+ biosynthetic process. Gene Ontology annotation, molecular function: nicotinate-nucleotide adenylyltransferase activity; nicotinamide-nucleotide adenylyltransferase activity. The record is from RefSeq and is a predicted model, not a curated record.
UUGUAGAGGAGUGACAUUUAGUCACUUGAUUCGGGCUCGGUUCGCUUUUCUGAUUUGGUGUCGAAUGGUGAACAUCCCUGUGGGCUUGAUCUAGCUCACAGGCUCCAGGGAAAGUGGAUUGUGCAGAAAGGGGCUCCUGCAGGAAGAGCAGACCCUUCUCUAACGACCGGAUAAAAUCCUCAGUCGUGUAAGAGUGAUGUAGCCGUGAUGGUCCAGAAAUUAUGUGAGGGGCAAGGGUUUAUGCCAACUACACGGCUGAUCCAAGACAGUCCUCCUGAGACAACUAACGGCGACUAUUUUUACUCGGUUCAGCUUUUGGCAGGGACUCUGAAGUUAUUCGCUUGGGUAUGGAGAAUCCAGACAACAGGACUGAGAUUGUGCUGGUAGCCUGUGGUUCCUUCAAUCCAAUCACCAACAUGCACCUAAGGUUAUUUGAACUGGCUAAAGACUAUUUGCAGGAAACAGGAAAAUACAAGGUAAUCAAAGGAAUCAUUUCACCAGUCAGUGAUGCAUAUCGAAAGAAAGGUCUGAUCAGUGCCAGUCACCGGGUAACCAUGGCAAAACUAGCUACGCAAAGCUCAGACUGGGUAGAAGUUGAUGACUGGGAAAGCUGCCAGAAUGAGUGGUCGGAGACACUGAAAGUCUUAAGCUUUCCUUCCUGGGAGCUCUUAACUUCCUCUGAGCCCAGCACAUCAUCUCUGUCAGCUGAGCCAGUGGUCUUAAGCAGGUACCAUCAUCAGAAAUGUAUGUCUUCUAAUCCUACUAAAAGCCCACAGAGGACUGCCCCUCUUACAAAGCCAGGACGGAAGAGAAAAAGGGAAGGAAAUAGUCAUGUUCCCAUUAAAAAGGAUCAACAAAACCCAGGAACAAAGAGUGUCCCGCAGAUUAAGCUACUCUGUGGCAGUGACAUAGUAGAAUCCUUUGGAGUGCCCAACCUAUGGAAAUCGGAAGACAUCACUGAAAUUGUGGCAGACUAUGGCCUUGUGUGCAUCAACAGACCUGGAUACAACGUCCAGAAAUUUAUCUAUGAGUCGGACAUACUGUGGGAACACAGGAAUAACAUUCACUUGGUGGACGAGUGGAUCACCAAUGAUAUCUCCUCUACCAAGAUCCGCAGAGCACUACGGAGACACCUGAGUAUCAGGUAUUUGGUACCUGAUGCAGUUCAGGCUUACAUUGAAAAGCAUGAUCUAUAUAGUCCAGGGAGCGAAGACAAGAAUGCUGAGGAAAUUCUGGCUCCUUUACAGAAACAUGCAAGUUCAAAGCAGUAGCAGACUUGUAAUCAGUCCUUCUUUCUUUAUGCUGUAAAAAUGGAAAGAUGUUUGAACUUUUCUAGUGAAUCUGCAUGCAACUGCCAUGGAAUUUAGCUGGAGUUUUGUGUUCACGAGGAUUCAAAAGUGCACAAGGUUUGGGCCUCCACCAUUUAGGAGCUUGAUUUCCUUCAAUGUCUUCCACCUUAUUGUUGUCAUUUACCAUUGUUCAGAGUGAGAAUAAAUUGGGUGCACUUUGCCAAAGUACAAAUGGCAACAAAGUACGAAUGGCAACAAAAGAGGCAAGGCAAUGGAAAAUCACAGCAAAGCUUACACUUUUACAUUUAAGUUUAGUAAAAUCUACUGUUACAUAUCUUUAUGGAUUUUUUUUCUAAAUUCAGCAAAAAAAUGUUUACGUGUGCACGCGCGCACACAUUUAAAUAUUUUCACAAAGGGAUGUGAAUAAAGCAUGACAAUAAGCUCUGGUGCAUGAGAACCUGGAAGUGAAAUUGCCUGGAAAUGGAUGAAACCAAUCUGUUUAUUUUCCCAGUUCAGAGAGAGUAAUAACAACUUAAAUAAUUUACAGUAUUGUAAAAACAUCAUGAAACAUGAUUUCCGGAGAAAACCGCAGUUGCCUGAGAAAAAUAAAAGUUGCAGCUGCAGACUGUAACCCCUUGGAUCCAAGAUAAACCUGCUGUAACCCAGGAAGUUUUAGCCUGGCUCUAACCUGGGGUAACAUCCUGGGGCAAGUUAGUUUCUUCUCCGGACAGCUGUUGGUUUGCAUCUACCUGCUCUGAAGAAGUUACCUCCAAGCUUUUGGCUUGAGGGUCUCUGUCUUGGAGUGGCUCUGGGAGUAGCGUUAGAGCCCAACGAAAGCAAAAUCGUUUCAAGGCAGUUACCCUCCAGCUGUCUUGUGCUUUAUUUGAAAGCUUGGGAAUGUUUAAAAAAAACUGUUACAUUUCCUUUCUUAUCAGUGAUAUAGAGUAAUUCGCAUACACCAAAAUCCGGAGCAUAAAAUCUUACUCAUUUCAAAUACUUUAUUGUUCCUACAGUAUUAUGUCAUAAAACAAAGAACAACGAUAAGGAUUGAAAGCCACUUGCUAAAAAAAAAUGUACAUUGUAGCACCAGCAGCAUUGUCACAGCUGAAUGGUUUCAACAAGAAGGGGUAGCAUGAGAUGGGCCUCCAGCUAUAUACAAAAGCAGUGAAUAACUUCAUUCCUUUGUUUCCCCCUAGAGGCCUUAGUAUUUGAGAUAUGUUUAGUGCUAAUCAGGAGCAGGAAAUGGUAUUAUAAUUGCCUUACUUUAAGCUCAACACUGUUUCUCAUGAAGAGACAGACCUAUUAAAGAAUCUCAGUCCAGCCACUGCUUUAAUGAGUAAAGGUUAAGAAUGGCGGUAUUGCACUGAUGUACUGUAAAUGACUGCUUUUUUUCAAAGGAUAAAUAAGAUUUGAUUUCUGUACCCAGCCGGAAUUGCUUUUUGUAAGUGGAAAUGAGGAGGAGAGAACAGGAUUUCAAUGUUAACUAAAUAUGUACAUUUUUAUUUACUAAAAAUCGGUUUCUGAAGUGACCAAAAAGCAAAACAAAGUAAUCUAUGUGACUAUUUUAGUGAGCUAGAACGCACUGUAAAGCUUGAAAAUACUAGUGAAUUCUGUUUCCUCUUUUCCAUCACUCUCCACUGUCUGGGUGAAUUAAGUGCCUUACCAACAGUUCUGGGACUUACUGAACUACUAUGUUAAUAGAAUAAGGAUGCUGUUGACCUGUUUUCUCUCCAACAGUGCUCUAAGGUGAACAGUGAAUGGCCUCUCCAAAUGGACAUACACAUGGUGGAAUUCUUUUGUGCUUUAAAACCUCUUUUGGUUCCUGCCCAUCACUAACCUAGGAGCAUCUGUAAGAUUGUUUUUUUUAAUAUGGCAAGAUGAGAUUAAACUAACUCUAAGUGCAUUUCUAAUUCUGCAAAGUGGCAAAAAUGGUGUCAGGUAUUUGUUCUCGGUGAUUUUCAGAUCAAAUGUAUUCAGUUCACAACAGGUACAGCUAUGCAAAUCCCCACUGGGUUUUGAAAGACAACAGCUUGUGCAUCAUCAGCUAUCGUAGGCCAAGUUAUGUUUCAGUGUUGACUCAGCAAUCCCAUAUCUUUAACUGUUUAGACCUUGGUAAACGGUUUUAUUGAUGUUGCAUAGGAAGGGAAAAACAUCCAUCUUCUACUUUAAAGCUCUCUCUCUUUCUCUUCCUUCUCCCUGCCCCCUGGUACAUUGAUUUUGCCAAAUUGACAAAAAGGAGUCAAGAUUUAGUUCUAAUAAAUAAAUAAAGUUAGCUAAUGUACCUGUGAAUACACAGACAGAGUAGACCUCUUAAGCAAGUUCACAGACAACAAAACUGGGAAAGAUUAUAAAGACAUUGGAGGAUGCAAGCGCAAUUCAGAAGCAUCUCAAGAGAUUGGAAAGUUGAGCUAGAGCUAACAAGAUGAAGUUCAAUGCAGACAAAUGCAAGGUGCUACACCUUGGGAGGAAUAAUCAAAAAUACAAAUACAAUGUGUGUGACAGCUGGCUGGAUGGCAGUUCUGUGGAAAACAAACUGGGAGUCUUGGUAGAUCACACACGCUAUAUGAGUGCAUCAACAGAAGCAGGUGUAAGACACAGGAGGUGAUAGUGCCUCUCUACUCGGAACUGGUUAGCCCUCAUUUGGAGUACUGUGUGAAGUUCUGGGCUCCACAUUUUAAAAAGGAUGUGGAGAAGUUAGAGAAGG